CAGCUAAUGUCACGCGCUAACACUUCGGUACCGCGCGUAUUCAUCAACUCUAGCACUACCAAAUCAGCUUUAGGCGCAUGAAAAGGAACCGCUUAGGUGCAACAAGGAAAAAUUGCCGGUCACUACAGGCGUGAAAUAGUUCAACGUCUAAUGCGUUUUGGUUCCGAGAAGCCCGACCGUCGGCGUGCGUCGCCACCACAAACGCAAUAAGUUCUCAGAUGGGCUUGUAGAGGUUGCAUCUAAGGAAGAAACGGGCGGAGUACAUUGAUACAACUGUCGGUACGCAGCCAUUUGUCGGCGGCACGUCGGUUAAUAUGACAGUUAGUAGAGUUAUUGGCGGCAACAUCAGUGAAGCAAUACUCGAAGCCGAACGCCGGUCGUACAUGUCAACGGCAUAUAAAGCUAUGCCUCCGUUCACUGUCAUCACAGUUUGCUUUGUAGCGUCGAACAGCGAGUGAGAACAAUGUCUUACUGUAUGCUAGUGCUCGGUGCAUUAUGUCUCCUUUCUGGCCAUCCACGUGGCGUACGGUGUCGAUCUCUGAAAGACGCGGUGCUGCCCGUCGGUGGCACGUUGAUUCGCUCUCAGGAAAAAGGAAACAGCACGCAGUUACCUCCUUAUCAAGAAAGAAAAGACGGGCAGCAAGGGAAACCUCGUCUCGCUACAACUGUUUCCAAGACCACACAUCAUCGAGACAUUCACGAUGCUUUUACAGCGAAUAAGAACGAGUGUACAAAUAAGAUCCCACGGUCGUCGGCAUUCUGUAAAAAGAACUAUGACUUCGGUAUUGAAGUCCACAUCAUUCGUAAGCACAGGUCGGCAGGCUACAAUGUCAAGGUCUCUCGCGUUUACAAAAACACUAUCCAGCACACAGACGGACAUAUCCCGGUCAGGGCCACACUCGACAUUGACUUCAGCGUUCCAACGUCGCCGGCAAUUCUAAACAAGCAACUACUCUCUCGUCACUGCCCGAUGCUGCGAGCGAACCACACGUACACGGUCUUCGGCUACGCAAAAGCUAGAGACGUCGAGUCUCGAAAAAUUUCGCUCACUCUCAACCUUGUACUCGAACUACCUCCCGACCAGUCAACUCGCCGGAAGAUUCACAAAAGGAUAAAGAAACUGACGUCACUGACAUGUGACGCAGCGGGAUCAACACUGGCGACAGCGACGGCGGCUCAACCAACUGAAGGGGAUUUUGACAAAAACAAGUCAUCAAACAUGCAGAAAAAACAUAAUUGAAUAGCCAAUAUAGAAAUAAAGUCUAGAGAGAGACCGAUGGACAUGCAUACGUAUAGAGAAUCAUAUGAGCUGCUCGAUGCACAGCUAGGCUAUCAUAUAUAUCAUACUCAUGUUAAUUUUAUAAUAGAUACUAGACGUUCGAACUCUAUAACUUCAGUUAUACGUUUAUCUUAACUAAUUAAGAUACAUUGAUAGUUAGAUGCAUAUGCAAAACACGUCAAGUUUGUUGCCAUUAAUUGAGGUUCGUUAUUAAUAGAAGUGUAUUUCUUUUUCUUUUUGCUUCGGA
Messenger RNA from Corticium candelabrum, 1526 nucleotides. RefSeq lists its product as uncharacterized. Lineage: Eukaryota; Metazoa; Porifera; Homoscleromorpha; Homosclerophorida; Plakinidae. The transcript has 4 exons. Bases 464 to 1240 code for a protein of 258 amino acids. The record is from RefSeq and is a predicted model, not a curated record.